AUGGACACUUGCGUUCUCCUCUGGGGAGCCUCCACGGUUCAAUGUCUGCACCUCGGCUCUAUCCUGGGUAGAUGCUCCAGAGGACCAGAGCUAGUGUUGUGUUUAAUCAUCACCUUCGUCUUUCCUAAGAUUCUUACAAAUCAUUCUAUCGAAAUAUUCUGGGAAGAGCAAACUGAACUACAACGGAUCAGGGUUCUAGAGUUGCAAGGUGCCGGUGACAUGCUGAAGCUUGGAAAUGAUCAUCUCACGAAAAGUGCUGUUGUUUCCCAAGAACUGCAAUUGGGUAUCCUCGGCCAUAGAGUUAGAGCUAUGUCAAAAAAGGAAGAAGGAAGUGAACUUGAGGGAGAAGCUUCUUCAACAAAUCUACAAAGGAAAAGACCAGCUGAGGAAUCCUCUCCCGUAAUCACUCCUCCCAAUCUUCGGGAUCGCACUCCUGCUCAACAUCCUCGCGUACAAAGUCAGUCUGAUACAGAGGAUGGCGAUUUUGAUGAUUACAACGAAAACGAGGAAGAAAAGGAAGUCAAUGAAAACGAGGAGAUAUCAACCGAAGUUCAACUCAUUAUUUCAAAGAUGGAAAAUGUGAACUGUCGUCUUUUCAAAUAUCGUAUCGUAAACCUCUCCGAAAAAAAUUUAGUUGACCCAGUAAACACCGUUUUUUCUAAAGACGAUAAAAAAAGAAUGAGAAAAUUCUGGGAGGAAAUGGAGCCAUCUGCCGAAGAAAAACAGAAUACGGUGCGUCGAUCAAAAUGGGAAGGAAGCAUCAAACCUCUAGUUAAUAAGUAUGCGCUUGCUAUUGAAGUGAAAGCGGAAACUAUUUUUGAUGAUAAUGUUCGGUCAUCAUCAAUAAAGAUUAUUUUCGAAUCGCCAUUUGAAGACGAGUUUGAUUUCAAAAAACAUUAUGAGUAUUUAUGGGUGCAGGAUGUCUAUCGGCGGUUUAUAUGCCUGUUCAACUCUCCUUUUAAUAUGCUUCGCGACGCGAACACGUUGGAGAUCGCUUAUAGGGAUGCAUUUGUUAACCCUCUGAUUCCGAAAGCAUUUGAUGAUCUGAGCGACAAAAUCAGAUUUCAAAUCGGAGAGAUAGAGAGCAAAUUACGUAAAAAACAACGAAAUGAAACAAAAGGUCAAAAUCCUCGGAUCGGGUUUAUGGAAGUUGUAGGAAACGCUAUGGCUGAGGAUAUUACUGGAUAUCACGGAGAUAUGAAAAAAUUGUUUAAAGUAAUGCAGAUUUCGAUAUUUUAUCAACGUCAGCACCAUCUAAUACGUGGUGCAUCAGAAGAUCAACUUCUAUGCAUUCAAAGUUUCGGUUUGCUUGUUUACCAACGUGAAACAACAAUAUACACUAUGCACAGAGUUAAAGGAGGGUUGCAUGUCGUUGACAUUCUUACCAAUUUCACGAUCCCAGAUAACAGGGAUCAAGUGUACGUGAUAGAUGAAAUCAUAGAGAAAGCAUAUUUAUUUAAAAGUCGAGUUAUGGAUUACUAUAUAAAGUUGCAAGAAGUAUCGCGGAAAGUGCAGAAAUAUUCACCAUCUGACGAAAGCCCUCUAGAAGCGUCACCAUCCAGAAGGAAAUCGGCAAAACA
Messenger RNA from Funneliformis caledonium, 1580 nucleotides. The record is from the annotation of a GenBank genome assembly. Lineage: Eukaryota; Fungi; Glomeromycota; Glomeromycetes; Glomerales; Glomeraceae.